Molecule: messenger RNA, 1653 nt
Organism: Saccostrea cuccullata (small rock oyster)
Lineage: Eukaryota; Metazoa; Mollusca; Bivalvia; Ostreida; Ostreidae
Exons: 2
Coding region: 1-1653 (550 amino acids)
Source: RefSeq, a predicted model, not a curated record
AUGUGUAACACAUUUUCUCCAGAAUAUACAAUACCGAUCACCGUGACCAGUGGCUCUCCAGUAGAAAUAACACAUUAUAUCUUAGAUGAUUUCCGACAAACCCUUGGCUUAUUUCCCUCAUUGCUAAGCUACUCAGCACAGAAGACUUUUCAUGAUUACAGUGUUGAAAGACUUUGUCCAUCAGAGAUGGUCUAUAGCCCGGUUUUGGUAAGAUGCCUGUCAAUAUUUUGUGAUUCUGAAUAUGCUCAAAGAGGGCCAAAAUGUCACCGUCGAAUUUCCAAUGACUUCUCUGGGCCCUAUGUCAUACGUGCAUCACUGUGCACUACAAGGUUCCUCACUUUGAAUUUGUUAGAUGAGAUAAAGAAACAGAUGGUAGAAAAACUGUUGAAUGUACCCAGAUUCUCUCCCAGGGAAACUGACAUCCUAUUUUAUUCGCCAUUUCUCACGAGGUCCUAUAAAUUUUGCUAUCCAUUCGUAGCAAGUUUUCUUCCUGCUGGUGUGACAAACAUAUUUGCCGUAACAAACUACUUGUUGACGUUUACAAAAAACUUAACUGAUGGUCUUUUUUCGAAGCAUGUACAAAUCAAACAAAAUGGUGUUGAUAGUAACGCUUUCAAAACAAUGUCUCGUAAAUCUGGGCCUAAAAAACACUUUUUCCGCAGGAAUAAACCGCCUCCUUUUGAAAAUAAUGUAACACACUGGCAACACUGUCCAAAGAUUUACCUACCAGCAAGCUAUCAUCUUAAUCAUUGCGACUUCGAAAUUUGCAUCAAAGAAUAUGACAUUUGUUUUGAAAGUCACAUGGCAAAAUUUGACCAAGAAGACACUGCCAUCGCUUUAUGUUUAGAUGAUUAUAAAAGGAUUGUUGAUAAUUAUAUGAGAAGAACUACUGGCGAAGAUUCAACAGAAACCUACUUUUCUGUGAUUUGUCUGUCCGUAUCGUCUAUUGGCUGUCUUCUCACUGUCACAAAAUCUUUGGUGUUUUGGAACACUGCCAGAACCUUGCCCACCCCACUGACUAUAAAGAUGACACUGUCUUUUACGCUUUUUCUGGCUAAUACCUUCUAUACAGCUUCGAGAUUUUUUAUUUACAUUUAUCCAGUUUGCAUGGUUCUGGGAAUAGCCUCUCAUUAUCUUUGGCUGUUGGUGUUAAGUUUAAUGACUACUCUCUGUUUUGACCUGUUUCUUACCACCUUUCGGAUCUUUAAAAGUCGAUAUUCAAAAAGCUUUUUGACCUAUUUAGUAGCAAACAUAACGUUAGGCUUAGUUAUUGUGGCGAUACACAUUCGAUUAAGUUAUGUAAUAUCUGGAGGAUCGAGCAUUGGGUAUUCAAAAACCACAUGUUUUAUCGAGAAUGGCCUUCUUAAGUUCUUUACAUUACUUCUCCCAGUUUCUCUGAUGGUCUUUCUGAACACUCUUCUUGUUUUUGUAACGAUAUUCUUCAUUAAAAGAAAAAUAUCUUUCUCAAAUUCUCGAGAUAAACAGAUUUUGAAGAUCUAUUUUAAACUGUCGACAAUUACGGGAAUGACCUGGAUUUUUGGUUUGUUGUAUGAGAUAUUCGGUAUACCUUUCUUUAUACAUGUCCAUAGUUUUUUCAACGGUAGUAUUGGCAUUUUCAUGUUUGCUGCAUUUGGAUAUCAAAUUGACUCUUAG